AUGUCUAACUAUCAGGAAAUCGUCAACUUAAACAUCGGUGGUACAAGAUUUUCAACUUCAUGGCAUACUCUAACAUGGGUACCAGAUACAUUUUUCACGGCUCUACUCAGCGGUCGUAUACCCACGGUGCGGGAUGAAACUGGAGCUAUAUUUAUAGAUAGAGAUCCGAAUCUCUUCGGUCUCAUUCUCAACUUCUUACGCACUAGAGAUAUAGAUCUAAAUAACGUAAACAUAAGGGCAUUGAGGCAUGAAUGUGAUUACUUUGGUAUCACUCCUCUAAGCAGGAGACUUGCAUUGUGUGAUGAGAUGAACCAUUCUUCAUGUGGGGAUGUACUUUUCCAUGGAUAUCUUCCACCACCAUUAAAUGCACCCUUACCAAAUGGCAGUACUUCAAGAUGUGGAACAGUAUCUAGAAAGAAUUCUACAGCAUCUAACACAGAAGUAACAGCUAACAGAACACAUUCACGUAACUCCUCAUUAGAUUUACGAGCGGUAGGAAGGAUUCCAUCACAGGACCAAUUAAGUCGAUGCGGUAGAGGUCAUUCAAGGGCGGCUUCUCUUGGUAAUACUGACAGUCACAAAGGACUCCGUCCACCUGAAGUUAACACCUGGCAAGAUAAUAUGAAAGUGCAAAUUAUAAAAGCACAUCAUAACUGGAUCGCUGUUGCUUACACACAUUUUGUUACUGGCUACAGACUCACAGAUUCCUGCGGUUGGUAUAUAGUCUUCCAAUCACCAGUACAAGAUUCUGCUAUAGAACGAAUUGCCCUCAAUGCUAAGACAGGUGGCGCCACCUCUAGUGGUAGUAAUUCCACAGGAACUGAUGUGAUGCUGGGAAUCGCUAGUGGACCACUUGUGAGAUUGUGGGCUUUCUCAACCCAUACUGAACCAUUGAGGCGAAAUUUGAUAGGCACCUUUAAUCUUGGGGUUCGAGUGGAACAUCUACUGUUUGUGGGUCCACAACUAGUGGCAUUAAGUGGGCCGGGCAGUCGUAGUAAGGCGGGUGUAUGGCACACUAGCACUCAACACUGGCAGACUCAAGACGUAGCACACCUCACUACACAUGAUACUGCCGGCUCUUUUCUGUUAUUGGGAACAGCCACUGGUGCCAUCAAUUACAUAGACAUGCAAAAAUUUCCGCUUAGAAUGAAAGACAACGAUCUUCUGGUGACUCAGCUUUAUAAAGAUCCAAAUCAGGAGCCCAUCACCGCAAUAUCUGUUUACUUAACGCCCAAAACGAAUUUAUGUGGAAACUGGAUAGAAAUAGCGUACGGCACAAGAUAUGGAUCUGUAAGGGUGAUAGUACAGCAUCCGGAGACUGUGGGUCAUGGACCACAACUGUUCCAGACCUUCACUGUGCAUCAGAGCCCUGUGACUAAGGUUUCACUAUCAGAGAACUACUUGAUAUCUGUAUGCAGCGAAUACAAUCACGUCAGAUCCUGGCGUGUGACACGUUUUAGAGGAAUGAUAUCGACGCAGCCUGGUACGACACCGAAAGCAGCUUUCAAAGUUCUAGCUUUAGAAGCACCUACAGCACAACCUCACAAUGAUUGUGGACCGUAUGGUGAACAGGAUGAGGAGCAGAUAUUCAUACAAAAGGUCGUACCUGAUACAGAUACGCUCUACGUUAGACUAGCAUCUAAUGGUAAACGAGUAUGUACGAUCCGUUCGGUGGACGGGUCAGCGGUGUCAUGUUUCGUGGUAGUCGAGUGUGAAGGGGCGCUUCGUCCGCGACGUUUACUUCUGUGUGGGCAUCGCUCCGGGGCAGCACAGAUGUGGGACCUCACUGCACAUAUCGAUAGAGCUGCUAAACCCACACAGGCUGUAGCCGGCGGGAAUGGUGGAGGUGAGGGCGAAGAAUCUCCUGUAGCGGACGGCGGGCCUAGCCCGGAUGAAUUGGUUCGUCUGUUGUCCGCGUGUGACCUUGACGCGACCCCAGCGCCACCUGUACCUUCCUCACCAAACAGACCUAUACAAGCGCCUUGA
This is a messenger RNA of Danaus chrysippus (African queen), 1986 nucleotides long. The record is from the annotation of a GenBank genome assembly. Lineage: Eukaryota; Metazoa; Arthropoda; Insecta; Lepidoptera; Nymphalidae.